Molecule: messenger RNA, 2301 nt
Organism: Gryllus bimaculatus (two-spotted cricket)
Lineage: Eukaryota; Metazoa; Arthropoda; Insecta; Orthoptera; Gryllidae
Source: the annotation of a GenBank genome assembly
AUGACCGAAACACGUAAGCGAGUGAAAGUGUAUGUGCUUAAUUCAGAAAGACAAUGGCAAGACAGGGGAACUGGUUACGUUUCAACGCCUUAUGUAAAACAACUAAAAGGUAUUUCAUUAACAGUAGUAUCUGAAAUCGAUGGAAAUCAAUUAUUGCAAGUCAAAAUACACCCACACGUUGCUUAUCAAAAGCAACAGGACACUCUAAUAGUGUGGUCUGAAAACAAAGAUCUUGAUUUGGCUUUAAGUUUUCAAGAGAAACCGAGUUGUGAAGAAGUGUGGAAGAUAAUCUGUCAGCUUCAGGGCAAGGACAGUUCUGUUGACGUUACACAGGAAAUUGUUGAAGAGUCUGAAGACGAUAAGUUUGGAUUCUUGUCAGAUUCAUUUCCAGAUAUUGACUUACCAUUUUGUGAAUUGUGCAGUUUGAAAGACAUUAGUGAAGUAAUUGCUUCCAAUAUGCAAAUACCUGUGAGAAGAGAAAAGUUAGCUGCUGUGAUUGAUAAUGAUGGUUAUAUAGAAAAAUUGCUCACUCUAUUCCGUGAAUGUGAAGAUUUAGAAUACACAGAAGGUCUCCAAUAUUUGCAUGGCAUCUUUAAUAAUAUAUUUCUUUUAAACAAAAGUAAUUUGUGUGAGGAGAUGCUGCAAGAAUCAAAUAUUCUGGAUGUAAUAGGAUGUUUAGAAUAUGACUCUAAUUCUUCAUCUCCUAAACGGUAUAGACAAACUUUGAAAGAUCUCACCAACUACAAAAAUGUUAUACCAAUAACAAAUCCUGAACUUCUGAACAAAAUUCAUCAUACUUAUCGAAUUCAGUUUAUACAAGAUAUCAUUCUACCCAUACCACCAAUUACAGAAAAUAAUAUGUUUUCUGCAAUAUCAAACAUGCUUCUCGUCAAUAAAAUGGAUAUUGUAACAUGGAUACAGAAUGAUGAUGCUGUUCUUUGCCAGUUGUUUACAUUGCUCAAUGACAAAACAACUGAUAAACUCAAAAAGCGAGAUCUCAUUUUGUUUCUGAGGGAACUGUUUAUUUUUGCUCAGUGCUUGCAAUCUACAGAAAGAGAAUCAUUCUGUAAAAUACUGACAGCAUCUGGAAUUUUUCAGACUUUUGAAACCAAUUUUGACAAUGAUGACACUCGUUCCAGAACUGCAUUAGUAGAUAUUCUCAAUUGUUUUGUGGAAUAUUCCCCUUCAACAGUGCGGGAGUACAUUAUUCGAAAGAAUGGCAGUGACGACCUUACUUUUAUGAAUGUUUUGACUUCUUUAGUAAUUCACGACAAGGAUGUUGAAUUGGGUGGAGCUUCCCAGAUUUUCUGCAUUUUAAAAACGUUGUUAGAUCCUGAAAAUAUGCUACUGUCAGGAAAUUAUUGUGAAAAGAGUGAGUUUCUCCGGUUCUUUUAUCACAAAAGUGCAAAUAUUCUCUUCGGACCACUUUUGAAUUGCAAUAUAAACGAUCCUCCUCCAAAAACUGAUUACCGGACGCAGCAACUAUUAGGAUUAAUAGUGGAUUUUUUGUCGUAUUGUGUAGAAAAUCAUACAUAUCACAUUCAAAAUUUCAUAAUAGAUAAUGAUUUGUUGAAAAAGGCAUUAACCCUCAUGAAGUCGGAGCAUAUGUUCGUGGCUUUGGGAGCUCUGAAAUUGUUGAGAAAAAUCGUCGGUCAGUUGGAUGAAACAUACAACAACUAUGUUAUAAAAGGAAAUCUUGUUGCUCCAGUAGUGGAAUCGUUAAUAAAAAUUAAGAGAAAUAACAUUCUCUGUUCGGCGAUUCUGGAGAUGUUUCAUUUCAUAAACGUGGAGGGAUCACGAAGAAUCUGUAUGUACGUGGUGGAUAAUUUUUGGCAUGUACUGAAGGAGUUACAUUACACCAAAAUUUUCGCGAGUUUAAAAAUGCGAUCAGAUUCAUACAGAGAAGCAUCGAAGGAAAAAGAGAAAACCUCGUCGGAAACGCCCCAAAAUACUUCCUCUAGUCGUUACAGGCGCGAUGAACGGGACCUGGAAGAGGAAGAAGAAAAAUGGUUUGACACGGAUGAAGUGGAGGAAUCAAACUCAACAAGAAAUGAAAGAGAUGACGAUGGAGAAGAACCUUUACUAGAGAAGAAAACUAGUGAAGAAAGUAAGGAUAAUAAAGAAAAUACGUUACAGGAGAAGAAAAAUGACAAGGAACCAGACAGAACGAGUUCCUCUGUAAAACCACAUCCUAUUACGUCAGGUAAAUUGUUGUGCAAAAGAGCUUUGGUGGACUACGAAGGAGAUUCUGACGACGAAGAUGAAGAUUCACCUCCCAUCAAGCGCAACAAGUUGUCUUAA